Molecule: messenger RNA, 510 nt
Organism: Iphiclides podalirius (scarce swallowtail)
Lineage: Eukaryota; Metazoa; Arthropoda; Insecta; Lepidoptera; Papilionidae
Source: the annotation of a GenBank genome assembly
AUGGUUAGGCAUUCGCCGGUGGGGCGUCGGCCGGGUCACGCGCGUCUUGCACCGCCGUUUCACGGGUAUCCGAUGUCAAAGGCGGCAUUUCGGUCUGCUGGUAAACAUCUGGCGGAUAAUUUGGGCGAUUUCGAUGUUAUUAACGUGCACCGCAUCGUUGGCGAUUCGGCACGGGCCGCGGCAUCAGACGAGAAAAGAAGGAAACUCCAGAAGAAAGAAGAAAACACCAGAACAUUCCGCGGCCCGUGCGUAGGGGCAAUUCCGCGCCGGGCUAACGAUCGGCCCCGCAUUGAUAUAAAUCGCACCGACACGCGUCCUAACUACACCGCGGACCGUGUGGGCUCUGCACCAAGAUACGUGACGGGCAGCGGGAGACUCGAAGCUGACAGUCCACCGGCCAUCACAUUCAAUAACCUCGGCCUAACGACCAUGCGCAAAAAACCACACCGCGCCCGCUCUCAGGAAGUCGGGAACAACGAUAAAAAACAAACACGCCGCGCCGGCCCAAAU